This is a messenger RNA of Cloeon dipterum, 1771 nucleotides long. Its product is annotated as peptidyl-prolyl cis-trans isomerase G-like. The transcript has 8 exons. Gene Ontology annotation, molecular function: peptidyl-prolyl cis-trans isomerase activity. NCBI's taxonomy places the organism in Eukaryota, Metazoa, Arthropoda, Insecta, Ephemeroptera, Baetidae. Gene Ontology annotation, biological process: protein folding; protein peptidyl-prolyl isomerization. The coding region runs from base 165 to 1547 and encodes 460 amino acids. The record is from RefSeq and is a predicted model, not a curated record.
CUCUCGCGACGAUUGGAUUGUUUUGUUUGCUGUUUGCUUCAAGAGGUGGUUAAUGUUUUAUCACUGCCGGCGACCACUGGCAGAGAUUUAUUGAAUUGAACCAUUGCGAGCAGUAGGAAACUGCAAUUAUUCCUAGUUUAUAUAAUUUAAGUUCACAAAGGAGCAUGUCUGCGGAUGGCGAGAAUGUUGUUUCAUCGACUGUGGGUGUGCGGCCACGCUGCUUCCUGGACGUCAGUAUUGCCGGAUUGGACUCAGGUCGUGUUGUAAUAGAGCUCUUCUCUGAUAAAUGUCCACGAACGGUGGAGAAUUUCCGGAGCCUCUGCACAGGCGAGAAAGGCAUUGGAAGCCUUGGGAAACCACUGCACUAUGAAGGCACCAUUUUCCACCGGGUCAUCAAGGACUUUGUAGUCCAAGGUGGUGAUUUCACUGAAGGAGAUGGCUCUGGUGGCGAGUCUAUUUACGGGGGAACUUUCGAUGAUGAGGACUUAACUGGGAAACAUGACAGGAAGUAUUUGGUCAGCAUGGCCAACCGGGGCAAAAACACCAACGGCUCCCAGUUCUUCAUUCUCACUGGUCCUGCCCCCCAUCUUGACGGGAUCCACACGGUCUUCGGUCAUGUUGUCUCUGGCCAAGAUAUGAUUGAAAAAAUCAACAUCCUGCCAGUGGAUAACAUGUUCAGACCUCUACAGGAUGUAAAGGUCAUUCGCAGUGGAGAGUUGGUCUUGAGACCUAAGAAGAAAAAGGAGAAAAAGAAGAAGAAAGUGAGCAGCAGCAGCGACAGCAGUGACUCUGAAAAGGAAACUAUUAAGAAAAAGAAGAAGGAAAAGCAUAGAAGGAGUUCCAGAAGUGAUGACGAAACAGCAGAGAAAGAAGAGGAGGGUGUCCCUCAUCCUCUCGUGACAACAUUCAACAUCAGCAAGGACGAGAUUCCAGAAGUGCCAGCGAAUUUCUUGAGUCGUAACACCGGCCCUGAUAAAGAUAAAGAAGGCCAGUUUGAACGCAGAGGCUCCAGAAUCCGUGGCAGGACUAAAAGCGGCCGAACAAUCAAAGGCCGUGGAACGCUGCGGUAUCGUACGCCGUCUAGAUCAAGGUCUAGAAGUGUUACUCCUCCGCAUUGGCGUCAAGAGCAGAAGAAGAAAAUCCCUUACAAGAAAUUUGAGGAGAUUGAGAAGGUGAAGAAGGAGAGGGAGGAGGAAAUUAAAAAGCGGGAGGAGGAAAGACGUAAACGUCACGCAGAGAAGGAAAAAAGACCACCCCUGCAAACACAGAACAAAAUGCCCGAGCAAAAAAUUCAAGAGGAUGAAAAAGAAGAAGGGGAGGUGCGAGACGAUGAAGAGAAAUCGGACUCUCGUAAACGGAUAAGAGAUUCUGAUAGGAAUUCACGUAGUCUGAGAGGGUCGAGGGAUCGGAGGACUGGAUCGCCAAAACGCAGGCAUUCGUCAUCGCAAAAGAAGGCUUCUCCAGCACGCCGCCGCAAGAGGUCUUCUUCAAGUUCAAGUUCAUCCAAUUCAGACUCCACCAGGGACCGUAAACAUAAGAGGAAGUGAUUUUCUUUUUUUUCUUUUGUGGAGACCAAACUGCUAGAUAAUUCUAUGCGUGGAUUUGGAUUCAAAGUGUAACUCAAAUUAAUCUAUCAUAGUUGAAUUGAAUCUUGCAAUAAUGUUACCUUCGGUACUUGACCAACUUAUAAGUCCUGCAAAGCAUUACUCUUAAAUCUAAAAUUUCACAUGAGUUUAUAUUAGUCCAAUAAAACGCCUGACCCAUGGUAAAA